Messenger RNA from Chara braunii, 1495 nucleotides. Lineage: Eukaryota; Viridiplantae; Streptophyta; Charophyceae; Charales; Characeae. The record is from the annotation of a GenBank genome assembly.
CGGCGGGUGCUUACACGUGUGUUAUCUUCAUCUCGGUGGAGUUGAAGGCCUGCUUGCUGUUUAUCCUCCUACAGCUCCCACGUGUCAUCCUCAUCAGUCAUGCCUGCCUCAGCCACAAUGUCAAGCCCUGAGGAUAUCGUUCACAACCUGUCCUCUCUGGACACCAAUGCGCGUCUCCGCGCGUUACGAGAGGUCAAGAAUCAGAUCAUCGGUAAUAAGACAAAAAAAUUAUCGUAUAUAAAGCUCGGGGCUGUCCGACGCGUGGUCGAGAUCCUCGCUAAGGACACCGAGACCCCGUUGCUCGUUCAGUCGGCUGCGGCGGUUGGCAGCUUUGCUUGUGGCAUGGAUGCGGGAGUCAUGGCCAUCCUGGACAGCGGAGGGCUUCCUCAUGUGGUGGAGGCAGGAGCGCGAUCUCUGAAGAUGAUUUUCCAAUCGUCGUUGGCGCCGAAGAACGACGUGUUUCAAUGGCAGACUCUUAAUCAGGUGCUCGAACUGCUGCAGAGUGAAAAUGACAGUGUUGCGGAGGUGGCAGCUAGUUUGCUGGCGCAUUGUUGUGACAGCGAGGAGCGCCAGGUCAUGCUUGGGAAAGCAGGUGCCAUGAAAAGACUCUUGCCCAUGCUUCAUCCCAAGUGUUCGCAGAAGAAGGUGGAGGCAGCUCUAGAUGCCAUAGCCGCUAUCACCCAAGACAACGAGGAUCAUUGCCACACUCUUGUGCAUGCAGGUGGAGGGAGCGUUUUGGAAGAGAUCCGGACGAAACUGAUUCGCCACGAGCUGCCGCGCAUGCGCCUCCAUGCGUGCAUGUGUCUCGUUAAUGUGUUCAGGUCUUGGUCAGGGGGUUUCCUCAAGCAGCGGGAGAUCCGACUCAGCAUACUCUGUGUGCUGCUGAAGCUUAUUGAUGAACCUGGCAGGGUUGGGGAGGAUGCGCCAGGUGUGCUUGCACGCUUCUUAGGCGACAGUAAUCAGCUCCAGAGGGAGGUGAGAGACCUUCAGAAGGAGGCCGUCUGUGAAAAGGAUGGCGUCGCCAUGCUUGCCGGCUUCUUUAAGAAAGUCUUCAUGAAUGCAAAGCACAAAGAGAAUGUGAUCAACGCACUAGCACAACUUUGCGCUAAUCUGGAAGAGGGACGUCGUCAAGUAGUAGACCUAAAGGUGUUCGAUCACAUUGUUGAUGCUUUGGACGAUGCAUCACCAGGGGUUUGUGCCGCUGCCUGCUUCUGCCUUCAAACUCUUUCAAGAUCAGUUAAGGUACUAAGAACAACAUUUAAAGACCGGCGAGUCUUGAUGGCUUUGCUGAAACUUCUUCGAGAUUCGUCAGUGGCAGUUCAGGAGGCAGCGUCGGGGGCACUCUGCAACGUUGUGCUGGAGUUUUCCGAUCUGAAAACGGUAUGUGACCUUUUGCUGAAUUGGCAGCGACUACAAGAUGAAGGGACGUGGUAACUUGUAAUCGGUGAAAAUGUCCGCCGGCUUUAAAAUUAUCACUGUGAAGGUCCGGAAAUCU